GACGAAAGCGAAAGUGAUCGCCUACUGAUCGAGAAUCGUCCUUUCCAAUUCCGGCUACCGAAGAGACAACAAGCAUCUGCUCUGAUCCGUUCUGUUCUUCCCGUAUCGUUUGUGCGUGCGUGUAAUUGUAUAUUAGUGGUAUUAUAAGUAAUUACACCAGUGUGUCCUCUCACCGGACUUCUUUUCUGUUCAGUUGGAAAAUAGUUCAUAAAAUCAUUGUAAAAUGUCUUCGAAAGUACAAACGAACAAUGGUCAACAUGCAACCACCGAGCCACCGGCAGCGCUGGCUAGCGGCAAUGUCCAUCUCGAGACGAUCGAUCGAGUGAUGGGAUUACCGGUGGUCGAUGCCACCUGGCAGCAGACCCAGAUGGUUUACGGACGAGUAAAAGAUUCGAACCGGGUGCUGACAUGGGCGUUCGGCAUGGCGGAGAACGUGGUGUGCCAGGCGGCGACCAUCUCAGCACCGCUGGUCCAGCGUCUCGACCGUCCGCUGCAUUUCGUGGACCAGACGCUGGUGCACGCGCUCGACCGGCUGGAGGUAAACGCACCGAUCCUGAAGGAGCAACCGGGCGAGAUCUACCAGCAGGCCCGAACACGUGUCCUCGAGACAGUGAAGCCGCACAUCGAUCGGGUGUGCGAGCUGCGGUCUGCCUCGAAGCAACGAGUGACCACGCUGAAGGACCUGUCAUGGCGGAAGGCCAACGAGGUACUGGCCACCCAGUACGGUUGUCUUGCCGUCAACGGCAUCGACACGACGGCUUCCGUUGCGGAACGGCUCCUCGAUUACUACUUCCCCAAGACGGAGGAGGACUCCGAGGACAUUAACUCACCAGUGGGCGCCAAGGAGGAUCCGGUAUUGCACACGGUCCAGACGGUUGGCCGGCUCUCGAACAAGGUGGCUUGCCGCGUCUACCAUACUGUGUCGCAUCGUGUUAAAUCGUUGGGUUUGCAGAAUGUGCGGGAGUAUGUGGCCACGCUUAUCGCUGUGCUGCGCCUUACGCAAUAUCUCAACAUCGUCAACGAGAAGCACUCGAUGGUGAAGCAGGACACUAUCCCUAAACGCGACGCUACUGCUGCAACUUCAUCAUCCUCCGCCUCACCGAAAACGGUCAAUAGUACCGCCGUCAACAGCAUCCCUAAACAGCAUCAGCAGCAGAAACAACAGCAGCAGCAGCAGCAGAAGGAACAACAGCAGCAGAAGCAACAAAAGCAACAGUAGGAAAAGCUAAUGCAAUGGCAUUUAUAAGUGUUAAAUUUUUGGGAGUUUCUUCCAUGUAGUCCUUUAUUAUUAAGAAUCUCGGGUGAUUUGCAACAAAAGCAUGACCCAUCUGUUGUUCCGCGACGAAAGGAGAUGAAAUUUGGAAAUAAGAUUAAUUUAUGUUCGAGUUGGACAAGCAAUCGGCAGGAGGAACGGAUAAGGGCUCGCCCCUUCAGAGAAACCCUGAGAUAUAGAUGCAGGGCGUCUAAACAGUGCAAUAUUAUAGUUUUCUCGAUUUGCUAUCGUUUCAUUAAUAAAUAAAAAAGGAAAACCGAUGAACGGCCACGAUUUUAAGUGGUUACGGAAGUACACAAAGGGUUAGUGAAGGUUUAAUACUGUUGCU
Messenger RNA from Anopheles darlingi, 1601 nucleotides. RefSeq names its product lipid storage droplets surface-binding protein 2-like. Gene Ontology annotation, cellular component: cytosol; lipid droplet. Gene Ontology annotation, biological process: positive regulation of triglyceride storage; lipid storage. Bases 224 to 1219 code for a protein of 331 amino acids. The transcript is spliced from 3 exons. The record is from RefSeq and is a predicted model, not a curated record. Lineage: Eukaryota; Metazoa; Arthropoda; Insecta; Diptera; Culicidae.